UUUUUUUUUUUUCUCUUUCGCUGUUACUAACAGCGACUCUUGCCGAACCUAGGCUUGGAUGUACGGACGCUUAUUUUGGGAAAUAAGUUUUCACGGAGCUUAUUUUUGGAAUUAAGUUGUUAAAUAAUCUUAUUUUUUUCAAAUUUUCUCCUGAAUUGCCUCAAUGUACUUGUUUGAGAGGUCAUAAAACUCAAUUUUAAAAUUUAGCCCAAUUCCAAUCUAAUUCCAAUACUCUUUAAAAUAGCCCAUGGUAAAAUGACGGCCCAUGAUCUGUCAUUUCAAAUUCAAUCUACCUCUCCCACUUUCAAAAACCCUAUUUUCAUCUGCCUCGAUCCACCAUUGUUCAUUGCUUUAAAGCUUUUCGUCCUUAUUUUUAGAUAUACUUCAUCUCUUGCUUUCUAUUUCUCUAUCGAGCUCGGUACCGAUAGAACCAAUGUAGGCGAUUUAGUUGUUGCUGUUUUUAUACUCUUUUCGUCAUUGUUGAGUUCGUAUCUUUGGAGACAAAAAAUGUCUGAUCAAUUUAGUAUUCAAGAAUCCAGAAAGCGUGCAAGGGAGAAUGUGGAUCAAGAUAAGCAAGUUGUUAUGGCGAUUGUAGAUUUUUUCAUGACUAUUGUUGUGGCUUGGUUUGAUUUGAGGUAUAGAGUAAAGGAAAUAAUAUGGAAUCAACAAGAACGUACGGAUAGACGAACAGUUUGGAUGGCGGUUGAUGAAUGAUAGAAUAUGUAGGGAGCAAUUACGUCUAGACAAACGAUAUUUUGAGAAAUUGUGCAAUAUUUUACAAUUUAAGGGUGGUUUAGUGACUACAAGAUAUGUUACAGUGAGAGAAAUUGUUGCAAUGUUUCUUCAUGUUCUUGCACAUGAUUUGAAAAAUAGAACAAUACAAGCAACCUUUGCUCCACAAAUACGCAAGUCAAAACAAGUCAAACAGUUAUUCACAGUUAGUAACUGCGAACAACUAUUUUGUCUUUUUUGACCUGUUCGCAGUUACUAACUGCGAACAGCCUCAAAC
Molecule: messenger RNA, 1009 nt
Organism: Amaranthus tricolor (Joseph's coat)
Lineage: Eukaryota; Viridiplantae; Streptophyta; Magnoliopsida; Caryophyllales; Amaranthaceae
Exons: 2
Coding region: 256-714 (152 amino acids)
Source: RefSeq, a predicted model, not a curated record